UGCGUUCGUUAUUUCGUUACACAAUUCCAUGGAUUGGUCCAUCCACCAGACAGACACCAGCAACCAAGCAUACUAUGGGUUCAAAACUGAGGCGCACACACACACACACAUAAGACGUAUGUGUCACGGACGCAAACCAUGACCUGUACAACGACACGACACGACACGACAGGCACACAGAGACACCUACGUGCACAGAGAGGUAGACAGACAGAGGUAGGGUAGGCGGGUGUCCCUUCGGGCUGCAUAGGUAGCAUCAUCAGCUCGUCCACACACAGACAUACACACAUACACAGGCAUAUAUGUAUGAAUUCACGGUGACCACGCACUAAAUCAAUCGCUUCAAACAGCUGAGAAAAGCGAUCGAAGCUGUCGGGGAGAUCGCCAACCUUUCGACGGCCCCUGUCCUUCAGAGAUAGGAUGAAAAGGAAACCCCCCAAAGCAGAAGAGACACCAGCAGCCACGCUAAGAGCCAAGAAGGAAUGAGGUAUGUCGGUCGCGAGCAGCUGUCUACCCCCAUCUCUGUAGGCUUCUCUUCACCGCUCAUGUCCCCCCCUCUUAGCCAUCGUGUGGACAGCAAUGCACCCACACAUUGCUGACGAGGGCUGAAAGGAGGGCGGGAGAGCGGUGAAGAUGCGCCAAGAGACGUUGGCAAUCUACACAUACGGCACCAUCGCACGACUAAGCGGUCGCUGGCUGUCUGUCUGUCUGUCUGUCCAACUCUCCGCCCGCCCGUUAAUCAACACGGACAGACCCCCUCCGACACCACCACGCCGGCCCCGACGGGCGGAGCAGCCACACACUCGCCCCCAGCCACACACGACACCCCAUUAACCAUCUUCAUCCCAUUCACGUACGCCUUCCCACGCCCAACGCUGCCGCCGCCCUCGUCGAUCCGCUUGGCGCCUGGUGGAUGGGUGUGGUGCCAGUAGUGCGGGUGCGUCUCCUUCUUCUUGAGGGUCGCACCGCGCACACCAGCAGAUGAGGGCAUGGCCACCAUCCCCGACGCCUCGAUCCGCCUCUCUGUCGCGCUGUCGACCUCCCGACUCUGCUGCUGCUGCUGGUGGUGACUGGGCUGGUGCUGAUUGUGGUGGGGUGGGUGCUGAUGGCAAUCGUGGAAGAUCUCCUGCUGCUCCCUGUCCUUGCGAUUGUCUUGGUCCUGGUUGUGCUCGCGCGGUGUGGUGUGCGUGGGGGGCGGGGGCGGAGGCGGGGGAGGGGGCGCAGGCUGCUUGGUGCUGGUGCGGAGUGAGAGGAUGUGCCUGACGUCUUUGGUCUUGCGGACGGCGAGCAGGAGGGGUAUGAGAUCCAGGAGGGCCCUGUCGUCGCGCUGGCCCCACCACCCCUGGAUGGGGAGCGCGUUCUCUGAGGAAUGAACAGAUGGAUGGAUGGACACGUGGAUGGAUGGACGGGCCUCAUGUUGGUGCAGUGCAGGGGCUGUUGUGUUGUGUUGUGUUGUGUGUAUACCUACCUGGGAAUUUGGAGUAUGCGAUUGGCGAGUCGUCGACCAGGAUGACGCGAGACAGCUCGUGGCGCACAAUACGCAGAUCCUGAGGCAACGAAACAAACGGUUAACGAUGGACGAGAGAGUGGAUGGAUGAAUGCAUCGCAUAUAUCAACGACAGAGAGCAAGCUCAGCUCGCCUUGGCUUGGCAUACCUACCUUGACAAACUGCCCAUUGUCGUUCUGCACACAGCUGUCCCUGCACGGCACACAUGCAGAGCAGACACACAGACACAGGCGGUCACUGCACUGCACUGCUGGUCUGUCUGUCAGUCGUGCUGGGUGUGUGGUCUGGUCUGGUCUGGUCUGGUCUGGCUGACCUGAAGAAUCGCUUGUCGACGUAUGUGUGAAGGUCCAGCUGGUCGAUGAUUGCGUCAGCAUACUCCUGCCGACCCGCUGUGUACACAACGAUCUCGUAAACCGGGUACAUCUCCGCGAGAAACCUCAUCAAGUGCGGCCUCCUGGCCACGCGGAAGGUGGCGACCCUCUCGUCCACGCGCACAUCCACCUUGACCGUCCGCACAGCCACCUCACGGAGGUCGUUGUGCCCGCUCACACCAUUGCCCCAGAUAAUGAUCUCCCGACCGCCAUUGGCACCGCCCGUCCCGCCCGCAGAAGAGCGCCGCGUGCGGCGUCGCUCGCGCGUUGAGGUGGCACGGUCAGGCGGCGCGUCGGAUGGCGGGGAAGGGGCCGUGUGUGUGCGGGGCGACGGGUCCUGAUGUGAUGACACACAUAGACAGACAGACAGACAGACACAUGCAGUGCAGUGCAGUGAGUGCGUUUGCUGAGCGAGCUGCAUGGCGGACAUACCGGCAGUUUGACGGCAUGGAUGAGGGUCUCGUCCAAAUCUAGGACCAGGGUCAUCGACGGCCGCACCCUUCGGCCGCUAUCGAGCCUCCUGACGUGAUGGCCGCCCACCAGGCGGCCGUACGAUACAGGUCCUCCCCUAAGCAGCGUCACCAGAUGGCCUGCAAGAGAACGGGGAAAAGAUAUCAACAGGUGUGAGAUGUCUGUCAGUUGCUCCUCAUCAUCGUCGGAACGCAGCGGACCUGGGAGAGACUCGACGGCAGCCAGGAAGCUCCACACAUAGCGAAGGAGAGAGCGGGUGAAAUUGAUGAGGUGCCUGAAGCGGAAGCGCAGGCGAGCCAUCAGCUGAGUGCCGCCACCGGCCAUCAGCCGCAUGUCAGCGAGAGCUCGGGAAUACCGAGCUCGAAAGAAUACCAGUGCGAUGCCUCAGUUGUCAAUGCACUUCAUGCCGUCA
This is a messenger RNA of Vitrella brassicaformis, 2761 nucleotides long. The record is from the annotation of a GenBank genome assembly. Lineage: Eukaryota; Vitrellaceae.